Vigna radiata var. radiata (mung bean) is the source of this 1284-nucleotide messenger RNA. RefSeq names its product zinc transporter 1-like. The transcript is spliced from 5 exons. Lineage: Eukaryota; Viridiplantae; Streptophyta; Magnoliopsida; Fabales; Fabaceae. The record is from RefSeq and is a predicted model, not a curated record. Bases 1 to 1284 code for a protein of 427 amino acids. Gene Ontology annotation, biological process: zinc ion transmembrane transport. Gene Ontology annotation, cellular component: plasma membrane. Gene Ontology annotation, molecular function: zinc ion transmembrane transporter activity.
AUGAGGUUCUUGUGCCUCUCCAUCAAAUAUCAUGAGUUCGUGCGUCUCUCCAUCAAAUAUCACGAGGUUCGUGCGCCUCACCAGCAAAUAUUACGAGGUUCGUACGCCUCACCAACAAUUAUUACGAGGUUUGUCCACCUCUCCAUCAAAUAUCACGAGGUUCAUACGCCUCACCAGCAAUUAUUACCAGGUUCGUGCGCCUCACCAGCAAUUAUUACAAGGUUCGUGCGCUUCACCAGCAAUUGUUACGAGGUUUAUGCACCUCUCAACAAAUAUCACGAGGUUUAUGCGUCUAUCCAUCAAAUAUCACGAGUUACAACAGAAUGUACAUGUGACGAAGAAGACGAGAAUCGUGACAGAGGAAAAACUUCAAGGUACAAAAUAACAACUUUGGUAUCAAUUUUAAUUGCCGAUGCAGUUAGGGUGUGUAUUCCUCUUCUGGGAAAAGUCAUACUAGCGUUAAGUCAGGAUAAGAAUGUUUUCUUCCUAAUAAAAGCUUUUGUUGUUGGUGUGAUUCUAGCCACUAGAUUCAUCCACAUAUUACCAGAUGUUUUUGCGAAUCUGACCUCACCUUGCUUAAAAGAGCAUCCAUGGGAGAUUUUCCCUUCAUUGGGUAUUGCCAUGGGAACUCUCAUGGUUGAUACUUAUGCCACUGCUUAUUUACAGAAAUAUCAUUCCAAAGAAGUACAAAAUGAGAGUAAAGAUGUGGAGAAAGAGACAGGGCACGAAGGACAUGUGCAUGCUCACACACAUGCAAUACAAGGCCAUGUUCAUGGCCCUGUUUAUUUUCACGAUCACUCCUUCCAGCUUCUUCGCCAUCGAGUCAUAUCACAUGUGUUGGAAUUAGGAAUUAUUGUUCACUCUGUUAUCAUUGGAAUUUCAUUGGGAGCUUCAAAAAAUCCUAACACCAUAAGACCACUCGUAGCUGCUUUGACUUUUCAUCAAUUCUUUGAAGGCAUGGGACUUGGAAACACUAUAUCUCAGGCAAACUUCAAAAGGGUAUCUGUCACCAUGAUGGGAUUGUUCUUUGCCUUGACUACUCCAAUAGGAAUUGGAAUUGGCAUUGGAAUAUCAAGUGUUUAUGAUGACCCAAUUACUCUCAUUGUGGAAGGAGUUUUUAAUGCAGCUUCAGCAAGAAUCUUAAUUUACAUGGCUCUGAUUGAUCUUCUUGCCCAUGAUUUCAUGAGUCCAAGAAUACAACAAAGUAGCAGACUCUGUUUUCGAGCCAAUGUUUGUCUUUUGCUUGGAGCUGGUUUGAUGUCUCUCGUAGCUAAAUGGGCUUAA